AUGGAUUUAAGAGGGGGAAAGAAGGUUGGAUUAGAGGAGAAACGAUUUGAGGAAGUGGAAGAGGUUGAAAAAGGAGAUAUGACUGAACAAAAUGUAAAUAAUAGCGUUGGUGUUGGUUAUUACUCAUCGUACGGAAAAGACUUUGUGAUCGUCCAAAACAACAGAGGAAAUCCCACUGCGAUUUUGGACGGAUGUCGUUAUAGAAAAUAUCGAACGAACAAUAAUUGCGUCAUUACGUGGAUAUGCAACAAACAGAGGUCGCGCAAAUGCAAGGGCAGAAUGAAAUCGUUAGAAGGAAAAGUCGUUUCGAUAAGACCUCAUACGUGUUUGAUGAAACCUUAA
Molecule: messenger RNA, 342 nt
Organism: Psylliodes chrysocephalus
Lineage: Eukaryota; Metazoa; Arthropoda; Insecta; Coleoptera; Chrysomelidae
Source: the annotation of a GenBank genome assembly